AUGACUGGAACUACAACCGUAAUCCCCCAAAGAGAGCUCGUGGGAGAUGACAAAGUUGGCAUCCUUCCAAAAAGAGUCAAUUCCUUGGCACUUGCGCGUCAACUCGCCACCAGCCUUGAUUUACAGGUAAUUCAAAUGUUGCGAUUUCAGUCAGAGGAAACUUGAAGAACUGGAACUUCAGAGAAAGAAUGAGAAGUGAUGAAAAACAAUUAAGCGGAUCGAUUAAAAUGUUAAGAAGAAUGUUCCAGAAUUGUGAUGAUGCGUUUAUGGUAGCUGACCUCGACCACAUUGUCGACCGCUUCAACCUUUGGAAGAAGGAGCUCCCAAUGAUAGAGGUGAGAGAGGAAACGUUAGUUUUUUUCUGAACAGUCGGUAAUCAGCCGUUCUACGCCGUCAAAUGUAACACGGACCCUGUGCUGGUCCGCUGUCUGGCUGCCUUGGGCACAGGAUUCGAUUGUGCCAGCAGAGAAGAGAUAGACAUCGUGAGGAUUUUCGGUGCCUUGAAAUCGAAAAAGAAAGCUACUCAGGUGAUGAAGAUGGGCGUGUCAGCCGACAGGAUAAUCUACGCCAACCCGUGCAAGACGCGCAGCUUCAUCACGCACGCCAAAGAAAAAGAAGUGAGCUGGCUUGAAAAGGAAAUUCAUACAAAUUUUAGGUCCGAAUGAUGACGUUCGACAACGCCGAAGAGCUGUUGAAAAUCUCUAUGUUGCAUCCAACUGCGCAGUUAGUCCGAUGGAAAGUUUUUCGAUCCGAAAAUGAACUUCAGAAUGAUUCUGCGUAUAGCCGUGUCGGACCCAACGGCCACUUGUCCAUUGAACCUCAAAUUCGGGUGCGAUCCUGAGCUGGUGGCUCCGAAGCUGCUGAAAAGAGCAGCGGAACUGGGCGUAGACGUGAUCGGCGUCAGUUUCCACGUCGGAUCCGGGUGCAACGACGCCAACGCAUAUCGACUAGCGCUACAGCAUACAAAGAAUAUCUUUGAAAUAGGUCCGUUUUCGCUUGAAAUGCUUCGAAACAGCUGAGUUUUAGGAGAAGGACUGGGCUUCAACAUGAGGAUGGUUGACUUGGGAGGCGGUUUUCCAGGAGCCGAGCACCAUUUACCGUUUGAAAAGAUCGCCCAAGUCAUCCGAAACGCACUUGACGAGUUUUUCGAGGACUCUUCUGUGCGAAUUGUAGCUGAACCAGGAAGGUAGUGCUCGCCUCUAUAAACUCUUCGUCAAAGAAAUAUCAGGUACUUCGCGGCCGGAACCUUUUCUUUGGUUACUAACGUCCUUCACGCUACCCAAGUACCUGCUUUCAAAAUCACGAAAAACGGUUCGUCUUGAUUUCUCGAAAUCUUAACCAGCUCUUCAUUUCUUAGAGAAAGAUGAGAGAGUGGGGUACAUGUAUUACUUGAAUGACGGAGUCUACGGCUCGUUCAACUGCAUCCUUUUCGAUCACGUGCACCCGUCGGGAGAACCUCUUUUUGUAAGUUUUCUGAUCAGGUCCAAAAACGUUCCGACUGUUUCCAGUCAACCGGAGGAGCGAACUAUAUCACGACCAUCUGGGGACCGACUUGUGACAGCCUUGAUAUGAUUGAGGUUGAAAAAUUGUAGAGAUAGAUAAUUUUCAAUGCGAAGCUGCAGACGAAGAAGAUGAUGCCGAAAAUGGAGAUCGGCGACUGGAUCUACUACUCCAACAUGGGAGCCUACACGAGCGCCGCCGCCACAACUUUCAACGGAUUCGCCAAGCCAAACGUCGUCUACAUCAUGAGCGCAGAAAUGUGGUGAGUCAAGGAACUUGAAGCCACUUUAUUCUCAUUUCUUCUUGGGUUAAACGAGACUUUCUCUCGUUCAAUCCACAAAACUCAUGAAAAUCUUGCUUUUUCAAGGCAACUAGAAAUUCUCGCUUUUCAGGACGUCGAUCCGGUCUUCUCCGCAUGUUUGA
Messenger RNA from Caenorhabditis auriculariae, 1923 nucleotides. NCBI's taxonomy places the organism in Eukaryota, Metazoa, Nematoda, Chromadorea, Rhabditida, Rhabditidae. The record is from the annotation of a GenBank genome assembly.